Molecule: messenger RNA, 510 nt
Organism: Pocillopora meandrina
Lineage: Eukaryota; Metazoa; Cnidaria; Anthozoa; Scleractinia; Pocilloporidae
Source: the annotation of a GenBank genome assembly
AUGGCGACUAAAGGAGAAGUCUUAAAGCGACUAUCCACGGUUGCUUUGGUGCACAUCGCCGCACAUGGCAAAAUGGAUACAGGAGAAAUUAUUUUGGCCCCAAACCCUGCUGAGGAAUCCCAUCAUCCUGAGGAGAAAGACUUUUUUGUUGACGAUGGCGGAUGUAUUGGAAGCUAAGCUGCGGGCAAGAUUGGUUGUGUUGAGUUGCUGUCAUAGUGCUCAUGGAGAAAUAAAGGCUGAGGGAGGGUUGGCAUUUCUCGAGCAUUUUUAGGUGCUGGGGCUCGGUCCGUUUUGGUGUCCCUCUGGGGAAUCGAUGACGAAGCCACUUUCCGGUUCAUGAAACAUUUCUAUAAAGAACUAGUUAAAGGAAGGAGGGUCAGUGAAGCUCUUAACCAAGCCAUGAAAUGUAUGAGAGAGUCUGAAGAGUUCGGGGAAGUAAAGUACUGGGCACCAUUUGUUCUCAUUGGGGAUGAUGUCACUCUGGAGCUAAAUGGAACUGAUUCAGUUUAG